UCCUUGUGUGACAAGCUGAAAAGUGCUCUAAGCCCCUCUGAAACUCUCCACGGAUUAAACAACAACAACAAAAGCUGGUGCUAGAUUGUUUUGCUGAAAAAUGCCUAAACCAUUCUUAAACCAGCCAAUUAACAGACGAGUUUAUGCUGUUUUUUUGCGGGUUUUUUUCAAAAGUGCCAGCUUUAAUAUUUACAUAGGCUAUGUACACAGAAAAAUACGUCUAUAGCGAGGAAAAAUUUGACACUUCAUACUGUUUAUUUUUCUAAUGACAGCGUUCAAGCCUCUCGCGCUUGCAGAGAGGAAAAGGGCGUAAGUAUAAGCAGCAUUCUUGUCAAUUUGGGACUGUUAUCUCAGCUGAUCCGGCAUCGGGACAGUUGUCUUCAUUCAAGCUGGAGCUGUUGCGCUGAGCGGAUCAUCUGGAGCUCCGGUGUACCCUCAAUAUGUAAACGAAAAGAACGCAAUUCCAACGUGGACAAAAGAAAUUUGACUUAAUCAUGCGCAAACACUCGUACCAAUGGAUACGCAUACGACUCGUCCUGGAAAUGUCGGGAACACUUUGAUUUGUUUGUCCGUGUCUUUUUUGAAAGUCUGCAACUGUUGCAGGGGAUAUUCCGCCAUUAGAAAGUAUUUGAUUAUAGCUCUUGUGUGUUUUGUUUAUUUGUUUUUCACCGUUCAUGUUAAUCACACGUCUACUCGCCAAGACAAACGUGCUGAUCUGUGGACUAGAAAUAGCGUUUAUUCUCUAAAUCCUAGAAAAACCUACCAGGACCCCACUGGAGAGGAGGUGAAUGAAUCUCUGAGUCCGACCAGGUCUAAUGUGGUGUAUAUAACGCUCAAAUCAAAGCGGCACAAACCGGCCAUCAUCAGGGGCACAGUGCGACCCAAACUCCGGAGAAAGAAAGUUAAAGUGAGACCGCAGGGUGGCACACAGGGCAAAGCGAAGGACGCGAGGCACAAUACAAACACCGUUGACAAACAGUUGGGAUAUUCUGAGCUUGAUCACAGUGAUUAUUCAACCAUCAGGAUAUACAGUGAAAGAGCUCCUCCAUGGUUCAGCAAUGACGAUAUCAUGGCCAUGCGCUUUCUAGCUGAUGGUAAAAUUACGCAGAUUGACGAAGUUGCACCACCGGGUUUUUCUUCUUUAAUUUUAUUUAAAAGUGCGACAAAUCACACGGACGAUGCCGAUGCGUGUCGCAAAUGUUGCGGUAUUGUCAGGAGACCCUUGGACAUGAGUGAAGUGUUCGCCUUUCAUCUGGAUAGGAUCUUGGGACUGAACAGAACUUUGCCAGCUGUCAGCAGAAGAUUUCACUCUCUUGGAGAUGGUCAGCCUUGUCCAGUGGUUUUGUGGGAUCCUACUUUAAGCCCAGUAGUAGAUCAACCCUCUGAGAAACUGAACUGGGGUUCAUAUCAAUCCGCUCUCAAAUACAAGUGCUGGCAUCGGGGCACAAUACCUAAACCAGAGUGGAGCUGCACCAGCAUCCACCACCAUGAAUGGAGCAAGCUAGUAGUCUUUGAUUUCCUUCUGCAGAUUUAUGAACGACUAGAUAAAAACUGCUGUGGAUUCAAGCCCCGCCCAGAGGACACCUGUGUUGAGCUUGGUCACCAUGAAGAAUGUACAGAUAAGGACAGCAUAGAGCUGACACACAUAGUCCAUCGUAGACAUAACCCACACCACUUGGUUUUCUUUAACAACAAGGGCUACUUUGACCGAGAUGAGGAGAAUCUAGACUUCAGGCUACUAGAGGGAAUCAAAGAGCUACCAGAUCAGUCUGUGUCAGUGUUGAAGUCUCAGCGUCUCAGGGAAAAGCUCCUGCAAUCGCUGUUUCUCGACCAGCUGUACUGGGACAGUCAAGGUGGCCGUCAAGGCAUUGAAAAACUCAUUGACGUAAUUGAGAGAAGAGCCAAAGUCUUGCUCACGUACAUCAAUGCCCAUGGGAUUAAAGUAGUACCUAUGAACUCUUGACAGAUGGAGCUUCAGUUUUCAGUGUGUAAGAUGAACCACCAACCUUUUGGUUUCCAAUAAACCAAACGAAAUGUUUUUGACAGAUUAGUACGACGAUAAAGACCUGUUGAAUUGAAGCUCUGUCAGUCAAAACUCAAUGCACUUCUGAAAUUAAGAGUACUUUGGUGUUGUAAGUGAUUCUCCUUUUAGGACAAGAACAUAUUAAAUGAUAGUAAAUGCUCCACAGGGCUAAUUUUUUGCACCACUGACAUUCCACAAGUUAAAGGCGCGGUGAGUGAUAUGAUCUCUUUCGUUAACUUCCAACAGCCUUUGAAUCAGACCGCCCCUUUAGUCAAAUCCCGCCCACUAACGGCAUGUCAGAAAACCUGAUAAAAGUAACCAAAACACUCAGUUUUUUAAGAUAAUUUCUGCUGUGUUAAAUGGAGAUGAUGGUUCCAGACCAUUAUUAUUAAAUCAGGUAAUGUUGCACUUGUGUAUAAGUUUAUCACCGCGAAGAUAUAAAUCUUUUCUCAUGCGAAGUAUUUUUGUACUAUGUUUUUGUUGUUUUUUAAUUAAAUAAAAGUGUUCCAUAUCAGUC
Molecule: messenger RNA, 2540 nt
Organism: Ctenopharyngodon idella (grass carp)
Lineage: Eukaryota; Metazoa; Chordata; Actinopteri; Cypriniformes; Xenocyprididae
Gene: gask1b
Product: golgi associated kinase 1B
Exons: 4
Coding region: 515-1963 (482 amino acids)
Cellular component (GO): Golgi apparatus
Source: RefSeq, a predicted model, not a curated record